ACUCUCGCACCACCACUCACUCAAGCGCGUCUUUGUUACCUUCAAGUGCGUUAACUACAGCAAAAGGACUACAUUUAUACAGAUAUUCAAGAUUAUUUCAACGUAGCGACAGAAUAGUUUCAAGAAAAUAGUUUUUGGAUCUCGACUUACUUUUUAGUUUCAUUAAGGAUAACCGGUGGCAGGACAUGUGAUACGGAUGAACAAAAAACAUUGAAUAUAAAGAAACUUCACAUGAAACCAUCGGACUUCUGCGUCUUGUACUUCGCGUUGAGAACUGUGAAUGGCUGAGUAGCCUCCAUACUCUGUUGUAGCUAGCCUACUUUGUUGAGUAGGCAACAUCUUCAGUGUGUGCGGCGAGGUCUGGCGAGACCCAAAAAGCCCAAUUCAAUCGAAGGAACUCAUUCAGUCACCGAAGGUGAAACAAGAUAUUUGGAAAAUUCUGCUAUAAAGUUGAAGCCCUAACAAGGAGCACUCGACUCGUCAGCUUCCGUGAAUAUUGCAAACGAUUGGAUUUCAUAGUUUUCCUUUUCACUGGACGUUAUUAAUAAUUGUAUAUUUUUGCGUUUGUCGAUCAGUCGAUAGAUUGUUAUUAAUGUUUCUCAUUGUAUAGAUAUUUAUUUUGUAAUAUGAGGCCAAAAUCUUAUUGCGGGCGGGCAUCGUAUUAAAUGCUGAAUAGUGCAGAUAGAGUGUAAGCCUUAUAGGCAACCAGAACAGAGCACUGUGGAAAAGAGGUCAGAUCUAAGUUUGCGGUUUCGUGGUUUUGCUGUAGUCAGUGAGAAGCAGAAAUCAACUCGAUGUUUCUCAUGCAGCUACAUCCUGAGCAGAUGAUAUAACACGCAAACAUUCAACUUUAUCGUGUCUGCAAGAUAAAAAGUCUCUUCACUCACUGGACAGUUCAGGAUUUAUUGUGAUAGAUUAACCGGGGGAGCUGCGUGCGCUCAGCUCCAUCAUCGCGUAAACCGCUGGAAUUGACCGAGACCAAAGGAACAAGUGUCAGAGAGCGGGAAAAAUACAUAUAUUCUCCAAAAAAAGAGCCCUGAACACUCGUCAAAACCCCUCGAGAAGUGGCCUUGACCAACGCUGUUGUGAUGCAUAUUCCCGUAGACCCUAACACCACCAGACGGUUCACACCGCCCUCCACGUCGUUCCCCUGCAGCAAGAUUGGAGACGGCAGCGGGACCAUGGGCACCCCUGGACCACUGAGGACACGACCCGAGGCCAGGAAUGUGGUGGACGUCCUGUCAGACCACGCUGGCGAGCUGGUCCGUACAGACAGCCCAAACUUCCUCUGCUCCGUGCUGCCCUCACACUGGAGGUGCAACAAGACACUCCCUGUGGCUUUCAAGGUUGUUGCACUCGGUGAUGUGCCCGAYGGGACUCUGGUCACGGUGAUGGCGGGGAACGACGAGAACUUCUCUGCAGAGCUGAGGAACGCGUCUGCGGUGAUGAAGAACCAGGUCGCCCGCUUCAACGACCUGCGGUUCGUGGGCAGAAGCGGACGAGGAAAGAGCUUCACUCUGACCAUCACAGUCUUCUCUGGUCCCCCUCAGGUGGCCACCUACCACCGUGCCAUUAAAGUGACAGUGGAUGGGCCCAGGGAACCCAGACGUGAGUACUUACAGGGACACAGGGUGAAGCUGGAGGAUCCCCAGAAGAUGCAGUUCUCUGAUAGGCUGACAGAGAUUGAGCGCUACCAGCGGGCCAGCCUGAGGAUGGGGCCUGGUAACCCCCAGCCCCGGCCCAUGCACCAGAGCCACCUGGGGCCCUCCACCCAGUCCCAGAUACAAGGUCCCACCGCUGAUCUCUUCCCCCAGAGGACCUCCUUCCCCUCUCUGUCCCCGCUGACUGACCCUCGUUUCUCAGACCCACGUAUGCACUACCCAGGGGCCUUCACCUACUCAGCCAACCCCUCCAGCACGGGCAUCGGAGGCCUCAGUGUGACGGGAAUGUCUGCCUCCUCCCGCUACCACACAUACCUGCCCCCACCCUACCCGGGCAACCAGAACCAGGGAAGCCACUUCCAGUCCAACUCCUCCCCCUACCACCUGUACUACGGCACCGGGUCCGGCUCCUACCAGUUCUCCAUGGUGGGCCCGGGCGGGACUGGGGGUGAGCGCUCCCCCAGCCGCCUGCUGCCCUGCUCGGGGGCCUCAGCCUCUGGAGUUGGCAACAGCCUGAUAAUCCAGGGCCUGAGCAACCAGAGCGAGGGGGUGGAGGCGGAUGGUAGCCACAGCAACUCCCCUACGACCAUGAGCGGGUCUGGACGCAUGGAUGAAUCUGUCUGGAGGCCCUACUGACUGUUAGACAGCUAGAGGAAAUGUAGGACAGAGAAGAGAGAGAGAAAGCAAAAGUAAAGAAGUUAAAUGAACAAAAAAAGAUGAAUCCUUCCCCAAAAAAUAAAUGUUGCAUGUUUGUCUUUUAUUUUCCCGCACUCGCUUCGUACCCUUUUCCUAGUUGACCAAAGACAUUCAAUGUCUGUCAGAAUGCCAUGGCCAGAGGUGGCCUUUUUGAAGGCCAUGGGUACACCCUGCACUGUGACAGGGACUAUUCUCUGAGACUCUGAAAGCCAUACAAAUCUCAUUAUUUUCAAUUGAUGAGUAAGAACUGCAAAAUAACUGUAAAUAGAUGUUAUGGUGUUAGAACAAAUAAGCCAUAGUAAUAUACUGUAUCAGGUUCUUCUGAAAAAUAGGUACAACAUGCAUACCAUAGACUAUGAAAAGGCACAACUUUCACAUCCAUUCAUUCUAUGCAGCUGAUGAACGGUAAAAAUGCAAGUGCUAUUGUGGCUAAUCAGCCAACGAGACCAAAACUAUCCUUAUCCCUCAGAUGAGGGAUACCUUUCUUGGCGUUACAAGCUAAACAUCCAGAACAGUGACUGUACUGCCUCAACGGCCUUUGACUGUUAUGUGAAAACAGAAGUCAAACAGGAUGUUUGCUUCACAUGACUCAGAACCUGCCCUAGAUGACUUGUGGCUGUAUUGCUAAUGUAUACAUGUCAAUUGAUCCUGAAGCUUUUAUUUUGUGAGCGGUUUGGAGAUUCAUCCAUCAGUCCAUGAAAGAUCAUCAAGAACAAUCCAUCGUCUCAAAGUAGUUAUGCAUUGCUUGAAAAUUGCAUUUAUUAUCUAUACUAGGAUGGAUCAGUCCUUGGAGGUACAGUAAGCAAUGCUUAUUCAAAAUGAACAACAUUAUGUAUUUGAGUGAAACUCCCCUGUAAAGUCGUUAAUGUAUUGAUCAUCUAUGUAGCAGAACAAUAGCUGAUAUUCUGAGGACCGUCCAGGACUUUAGCAGAGAAGAGGUUUUUUGAAGCAGGAAUUUUAUGGAUUCCUGUCUUUUUAGUUUCUUGGACUGUUAUCUUUAUUUGUACUUAUGGUAGGCCUAUAUAUUUCUUCAUUGUGUCUGCAAACUGUUCUAGUGUAGUAUGUCUGAWCUAGAUAAUACAGUUUACUUUUUUUAUAUUUAUUUGAGCCAAAUUUGAGAAAAUGUUCACUUAUGCCCAAAAACAUUUAGCAUUUCUCUCUACCUUAUCUUUUUUGUAUAAAUAUUUUGUUUAUUUGUCGUUUAAUAUAAAAUUUGAAUUUGUGUAAUAUAUUUCUUCUAAAUUAUGAAAAAAAACUAAACUUUUAAUGUUAUUAUUUUGUAUUUCAAUGUAGCUUCGAUGCACUAAAAACAUUCAUGAUAUUUAACCAUUAGAAGCACAGAUCCCAACAUUAAAUCCAACAAUCACUUUAUUUAUAAGAUCCCCCCUUAAACAGUCGCCCAAUCAUCAACCCCCAGCCUCCUUGAGUUCACAUUUUUUCCACUCUUUUAAAGAAGAAAAUAAAUACUUAAGGUACACAACCCACAUUAUGUGGCUAUGCAGAUCUUGUUUCUUUGUUUAUCAAACAAAGAUACUAACCUGUAUCAAGAAUGACUGAAACCUCAGACUAUGAUUGGCUUAAUCUCAAACCACAUUGGCAUGUCUGAAGUGGCUAACUAARCAGUAGAGAUGGAGUGGGCUGAUUUUCACACGUAAGCAUACACACACACACACACACACGCUUUCUGUGCUACAGGUGUGAUUGUGCACAUUCUCACAGACCCAAUGGCCUUUCCCACCCCAGGGGGACACAGAGAGUAGGGAUGAAGAUAGAGGGGUGUUCAAAGUGGGAUCCUCUUACCAACACCAAGGGCAAUCCUAACUAAAAACAAUUGUUGUGCACAGGUCCCUUUGUUCUGCAUGAGCUGUGAGUCCUUUGAAGCCUUUCUGAACGUGUUUUCUCUCCUUCCUAUUGUAAUUUACUGAUCAUUAGUGCCUGCAGCUCAGGGCACUGCACAGGAUUCAGAUGUCAGGACAGAGCAUCUUUUUUCUAUGAGCUGUGCUGAGCCACUUAAUUCAUUGUGUCAGGUGUGCCAUGUUAAGACAUGGAGGUGUUUUGGUGAAAAGGAGGAGGAGAGUUGGUGGGGCUUCUUAAGAGCAGAUAUUAUACCAAUUAGGGUUGGUUUAGCGACCCCAAAUCUUUGAGCUCAUACAUUAAAAAACAAAAAAUACUGUUAGCAUUUGUCGCUCAGAAAAAAAGUUAAGCURACUCUAUUGACAAAUCUACUACCUUAUGCCUUAUUUUUGUUUAAGACAAUCAAUUAUAUAAAGAUGCAUUCCUAACUCUUGGGGAGUGGAGGGAAAGAAUAGCAUGUUCUUAUAAUCACUGUGUUCCUACCCAUCCCUUUGGGUUUGAAGGCCUAACUUUAGAUUGGGCAAAAUUCAUGCAGCUAUGAGAAAUCAAAGAUGUACCUGAUAUCAUAUGGUUAUAUCAAAACCAAAGAAAGGCCUGUAAUAUUGUUACAUUGAGGGUUUGGAUUCGUUGUUUUACACAAAAUGUCUCGGUUGGUUUCCAUUAUCUGUUGAUAAAAUGCCCAUACCUCUUAAGAGGUUGUGUGUAUAUCAUGAGGCAUUUGCAAAACAGGGAGGUUAAAUUGUACAAUUACAUUUUAUUUUAUUUUAUGUUGGAUAGAAAAGCACAAAGCUUAUGUUUUCUUUAAUGUUUCUUUUAAACAACCUCCUCUUCAUUUUGUUAUACCAUAAUGUUAAUUCAUUUUGCUCAAAGCAUGUAUGUCUGAAGCUGAUAUGUUAAUUUAAUUUUCAUCCAUGUAAUAUCCUUAAAGACUCUGUAUUAAGUGCUUGUAAAGUGUGCAGAUAAUGUAGUUUUUAAUCAUUUUAAUUAAAAAACAUAAAUUUCA
This is a messenger RNA of Salvelinus sp. IW2-2015, 5214 nucleotides long. NCBI's taxonomy places the organism in Eukaryota, Metazoa, Chordata, Actinopteri, Salmoniformes, Salmonidae. The record is from RefSeq and is a predicted model, not a curated record.